UAUCUUAUAAUCAUCAGAUAAUAUGACUAAACAUACGAUACAAAUAUUUGAAACUUGAUCAUUUUACCUGAAAACCAAUAAAAAACAUACACAUUGAACAAACAUGGUUAAAAUCCAAUUACAGAUGACCUUCAUUAAUGAACUUUAUAGCAUAAAUGUAUUGUGUGAGUAAUUGACCAUUACUAUUUUUAUACGUCAAAAGCAUAAUACUAUUCAAUAGUAUUGCCGGUUAACACACAAGUGAUAUAAUUGGCAUCAAAUCAGACUAUUUUUCAUAAAUUGGUUAUAAUUUCAAUUCAAAUGAUAUCCGAAGCGAUGGACGAAACACCGAUGGACCUAUCGUUGAAGACAUGCGCUCCGGGAGUGGCGGCGGCUAAACCUCGAUCGAAGCGGGCGGUGGCGCACAGGUGUGCGCCCAAACGCGGAGGCGCUGGUGACGGCCCGUCGACCGCACCCUCACUGAUGGCAAACUCGGGUCAACUCCGACGAGACAUUCAGGCGGUGUUGACGACCAGUGCCACGGCUUGGAGCGCAUCCAAGUUUCGGUGGCGAUCCGAUCCCGAAGUGGUGGCCAACUCUCUGAAGGGCAUGAGUUUCACGUUCGCCGGCACUCUGGAGAGCCUGACGCCCGCCGACGCCAUCGAAAUGGUCGAGUGCUGUGGCGGACGUGUGUUCAAGACGUUGGCCGCCAAGAGUCAGUAUUUGGUGACCGGUUUGGGCGCCAGCCAUACGAUGAUCACCGACGCCAAGAAGGAGCGCAAGACUCUUCUCAAUGAGAAAGAGUUCUUGGAUUUAGUCAAAGAGAAGGGAAGGAAAAUGAAGACAUUGAUUAAGAUGUGUCGACAGCACAGGUAUAGUACGGAUCCCGACUCUACCGAUGACACCAGCAAUGAGGAAGGCAUCUAACCGUUGGAUCUAACCAUCAAAUAUGUAUCAAUUGUCGGCUGAUUUGGUUUUGUAUCUAAAAGUAUUAACUAUUAUUUUUUGAUGAUUAUUGACAGACAUCUAGU
Medioppia subpectinata is the source of this 1010-nucleotide messenger RNA. The record is from the annotation of a GenBank genome assembly. Lineage: Eukaryota; Metazoa; Arthropoda; Arachnida; Sarcoptiformes; Oppiidae.